Antechinus flavipes (yellow-footed antechinus) is the source of this 4460-nucleotide messenger RNA. It is a transcript of the gene FBXL7, whose product is annotated as F-box and leucine rich repeat protein 7. Gene Ontology annotation, biological process: SCF-dependent proteasomal ubiquitin-dependent protein catabolic process. Gene Ontology annotation, molecular function: protein binding. The record is from RefSeq and is a predicted model, not a curated record. Lineage: Eukaryota; Metazoa; Chordata; Mammalia; Dasyuromorphia; Dasyuridae. The transcript has 5 exons. Gene Ontology annotation, cellular component: SCF ubiquitin ligase complex. The coding region runs from base 389 to 1849 and encodes 486 amino acids.
AAAAAAAAAAAGAAAAAGGAAAAAAAAAGCAAAAGAGAGAAAAGCAAGGGGUGGAAGGAAAAGAUCGAGUCCAUUUGGAGAACCAAGGGGUGGGGGUGGGGGGACGCAUUGCCUUCCUGGAGAUGGUUCUUGUUUAAGGGUUCUGAAGUAUGUUAAAGUAAUCGUCCGGGAUAGAAGGGUUCACUUGCUCGCUUCUUCAACCUCUGGUUGCCUAAGAGCUCCGCUUUGGCUGGUUAGACAUGGUGUGUAUGGGGAGAAGGAGAGUAUGAAGCCUGCAGAAUGGGAGCGAACAAUGGCAAACAGUACGGCAGUGAGGGCAAAGGCAGCUCAAGCAUUUCAUCCGACGUGAGUUCAAGUACAGAUCACACACCGACCAAAGCUCAAAAGAAUGCAGCUACCAGUGAAGAGUGCCUUUCCUGGUUACCUUCUCAGAGGGAGAAGACUCACCGAGAUGAGUGAUCUGUGCAUCUUGCCCUACAAGAGCCUCAUCUGUCCAUUAAACUCCGACCUGAGCAUGCGCACGCUCAGCACCCCCAGCCCAGCCCUAAUCUGUCCACAGAAUUUGCAUGGAUUUCAAAAUGGAAGAGGUUCAUCCACCUCAUCUUCCUCCAUCACAGGGGAAACAGUGGCCAUGGUCCAUUCUCCCCCUCCAACCCGCCUCACCCACCCUCUCAUCCGGUUAGCCUCUAAACAGCAGAAAGAACAGGCUCACAUUGACCGCCUCCCAGACCACUCUAUGAUCCAGAUAUUUUCCUUCCUGCCUACCAACCAGCUGUGCCGCUGUGCUCGUGUGUGCCGCAGAUGGUACAACCUUGCUUGGGAUCCUCGGCUCUGGAGGACUAUUCGUUUGACUGGUGAGACCAUCAAUGUGGACCGGGCACUCAAAGUAUUAACCAGAAGACUUUGUCAAGACACACCCAAUGUAUGUCUCAUGUUGGAGACAGUGACUGUUAGUGGCUGCAGGCGGCUCACAGACAGAGGACUUUAUACCAUUGCCCAGUGCUGCCCAGAGCUGAGGCGACUAGAGGUUUCAGGCUGUUACAACAUCUCCAAUGAAGCUGUUUUUGAUGUGGUAUCCCUCUGUCCCAACUUGGAGCACCUGGAUGUGUCAGGAUGCUCUAAAGUCACUUGCAUCAGUCUGACCCGGGAAGCCUCCAUCAAGCUGUCUCCUUUACACGGCAAACAGAUCUCCAUCCGUUACUUGGAUAUGACAGACUGCUUCGUCCUGGAGGAUGAGGGUCUGCACACAAUCGCGGCGCACUGCACCCAGCUGACCCACCUCUACCUGCGGCGCUGCGUCCGCAUCACUGACGAGGGCCUCCGCUACCUGAUGAUCUACUGCGGCUCCAUCAAGGAGCUGAGUGUGAGUGACUGCCGCUUUGUCAGUGACUUUGGCCUGCGGGAGAUCGCCAAGCUGGAGUCCCGCCUGCGCUAUCUCAGCAUCGCCCACUGCGGCCGGGUCACCGAUGUGGGCAUCCGUUACAUUGCCAAGUACUGCAGCAAACUGCGCUACCUCAAUGCGCGGGGCUGCGAGGGCAUCACGGACCACGGGGUGGAAUACCUGGCCAAAAACUGCACAAAACUCAAGUCCCUGGACAUUGGGAAGUGCCCUUUGGUUUCGGACACUGGCCUGGAAUGCCUGGCUCUUAACUGCUUCAAUCUGAAGCGCCUGAGCCUCAAGUCCUGCGAGAGCAUCACGGGGCAGGGUCUCCAGAUCGUAGCCGCCAACUGCUUCGACCUGCAGAUGCUAAAUGUGCAGGACUGUGAGGUGUCCGUGGAGGCCCUGCGCUUUGUGAAACGCCAUUGCAAGCGCUGUAUUAUAGAACACACCAACCCCGCCUUCUUUUGAGUGGACAGCCUCUGUCUAUGAUCUCUUUUUAUAAAAAUCAAAAACAAAACAAAACAAACAACAACAACAAAAAAAAUAUAUUGUUUUUUUUAACCAAAAAAAAAAUGUUAAAGACAGUAUAUGUAAGCACAUGCCACUCUCAUUUGCAAUAGCUGUUUGUUCUUUUGGGUUUUUGGUUUUUGUUUUUUUUUUUUUUUAUGCUUUGAAGUUCUUGAGAAUCAGCUUUUGAUUAUUUGUUAUGAUCUACACAAAGAAAACAAAAAUAAGCCUGUUUCUAUUGUAGCUGUUACCUUCUUGUUUCUGGCUGGGUUCUUGUAGGUAAUCCUUCAGAGGGCCUCAGCAGGCCAGUCCUAAUGCUACUGGGAAUCCCCAAGAAAGCACUGAUCUAAGAUACUCCCAAGACUGCCUGCUUUGGCACAAAGGCCCAAACUCCACACUUAUUUGGAGUGAAACACGUUCCUCAGUCCGACAAACUAAUAUGAAUGCCAUAAACAAUCUUGAAAAAUGGAUCAGUAGCACUUUACAAAGUGCUUUCCAAACGUUUCUUUGUAAAUUAAUUACUCCCCACAAGCAUUCUGGGUCUCUGUGCUCAUGCCCAUUUUAGAAUAAUGGAAAUGAGAAAAAUUGUGUUUUUGUUAUUGUUGUUAUAAACCUAAGGUGAUUUUCCCUUAGUCACCCAGGAAGCUUUCCUCCUCCAAAUGAAUGUCUCCCUUUUUUUUUUCUUUAUGCACUGAGCCAUUUUGCCAGCCUUUUCCAGGAAGGAUAUUCCAAGGUGCUUGUCUCAGUGUCGGUUUUCUAAUUGUCUCUCUCCCUCAUCUGAGUGAUCGCAAUAUGUGCUCCUGGAAUCUAUUUCAUAUUAUGCCCAUGCUCUGUUGUUCGUAAUGCUCUAUGAGCAUGAUUAACAGGCAGCACUGACAGGGCGGGGUCUAUAUAUCUGAGGAUGAGAUUAGAGAAAUCAGUUUCAGACCGAUGCUGAGCUGAAAUCUUUUAGUCUUUCAUUGGUAUAAAAGAAGGUCAUCCUUCCAAAGCCUUUGCUAACAGGGGGAAAUACCCUUGUAAUUUUUAAUUAAGAAGUGAUGCCCAAAUAGGCACACCCUUUCACUCCACAAAAUAUUUUUUUUUCCUUUUCCUCAGUGCACAUGUGGCAGGCACAUCUGUACUCCAGCUGUGAGAAGACUAACCAGAUUUCCCUUUUGUCAUUCAGACUUCUGUUUUUCUUUUUCAUUUAUUUGUUCCUUUAUGCACCCAUACUUCAUUGGACGUAUGAAAUCUUUUUGAGGUUGAACCCUUAAAUGCCUAAUUGUGCACAGUGUCACCUUGUGUGCAUAUUUCCAUAGUUCUAUGCAUAUUCCACUUCAAAGGAUGGGUAGUCAACUUCCACAUUUGUAAUGGUGCGCUCUAUGGAUAUGGCAUGCAUAUAAACAAGGAAACACAUCAGUGAGAUUUAGACUCCGGCCCACCAACCAUGUCAACCAUUCUUUAGAAAUAAAUGCAUACCUAUGCACACGUGAUUUCUAAACAGGAAGUUACCAUUUUGUAGUGGAGUAAGCCUUUGCCAGUUCUAUUUGCAUAAAAUCAAUAAGCCAGGGGGAAAAAAUUCCAUUGCCCUUCUAUUUGAAGUUCAUUCCCUGAUUCCAACUAGCUUGUGAGUUUUUAAAUGCUCCUUCACAACUCCCCACCCUUAAUCAUUCACUUCUAAAAACUGUUCUACUUCCACCCAAAAGGAAUGGCAUCCAAACCCAGGGCCUCUAGACCUCCAAGCCAAGCAUGUUAAAUCUGUUUGCAAAGCAGGCCUGUAUAAGAUUGACAAUGGCUUCAAGUCAGAGGCCCCAGUGCUGUACAUGUGUUGGGAAGUAGGAACCAAAGUAGGGAAUCAUCUGCCCAGUCUGGUUCUCAUAAUGAAACAGUAGCUUGCUUUCCAGACAACAUCAUUAGCAUCAUUGACGUAGCAUUCAAAACCGUGUACUAAGAGGGAAAAAAUGCAUGAUCUGGCUGGAAAUACCACUUAGAAACACUCACAUGGCUUAUAAACGUAUCCAUGACCUGAAGCAGCAUUCUACAUGCAAUUUGUGUCCCUUGACUGAGGUUUAUUUGUGAGUCAUUGAGAACCUUCCCUCAUACUGGGUGAAAUGAUCUCCCAGGUGAGUUUAAGAUUCCCUAGCAGACCCUUAUGUGCCAGAGACCACUGGCUACUCGGUGGCUCCAAAUAUUAAAAACCUUAUCUUCCUGCCAUUUAAUAAGUGUCAAAUUUACUGCUUUCUGCAUAUCUGACAAGGUCAACUCUUUACAGUGAAUGUACAGCAUAUCUUUGCUUUAUCCAGUUUCUAAUUUUUCCCCCAGACUUCUCUUCAUGAUGUUCCAUAGGGAGUUCAAGAAGUUUGAAUGUUUGGAAGAGGUAAUUGGAAAUUGAGUUUAGCAAGUUUUUAAGAGACCAACCAAAUGGCCUUAUUAGCAAAUUUGACUGUUUUAACAUGUUGCUUCCUUCCUGGCUAUGCUAAAUUGAAUGCUCUUCUUUAAAAAUUUCUAAUGUUGGAAUCAUUGCGUGCUGUAUGAUUCUCUAGAAAGCCAUUAAUUUACUACCAUCGAGAAAUAAAGCAAUAUGUUCAGUAAU